Messenger RNA from Manihot esculenta (cassava), 3202 nucleotides. Its product is annotated as E3 ubiquitin-protein ligase WAV3. NCBI's taxonomy places the organism in Eukaryota, Viridiplantae, Streptophyta, Magnoliopsida, Malpighiales, Euphorbiaceae. The coding region runs from base 859 to 2778 and encodes 639 amino acids. The record is from RefSeq and is a predicted model, not a curated record. The transcript is spliced from 3 exons. Gene Ontology annotation, molecular function: metal ion binding.
UGACCCCCACCACCCAUCUUUUCCCUUCAACCCAUAAGGUCAAAACAACCCACUUUCCAUUCUCUCUCCAUCUCAAUCUCUUCCAUUUCCUCACUUCUACCACACUCAAUCUUUCAUUUCCAGCCAAACAAAACCCAAUUUUCUCUUUGCCCAUGCCAUCAAGAAACAAGAGGGAAAAAUAGUUCUAAUGUCCAUUUUUAGAAUUUGUUUGGAUGGGUUUCAGUAGGCAGAUAGAGUGGAUUUGUUGAGGAUGAUAGAUCUGAAAGAAAUGGGUAGCAAAUGGAGGAAAGCAAAACUAACACUUGGCCUCAACAUGUGUCUUUAUGUUCCUCCGGAUCCUGACGAAGAUUCAUCGCCUUCUUCUUCCAGAUUAUCCGACGCCGUUUCCCUCUCUCCUGCUUCUGCUCUUUCCCGUGGCUCCUCCACUCCCACCCCUUCCUCUUCUGGCCUCCGCUUCUCCAAAUACGGCGCCAAAUCCUCCAAGGUGUUACAUGGGUGCCCCGUUACCCUCAACGCCAGCACGGCGGGAUUUUACCUUCUAUGCGGCGAAGGGCCUCUUUCAAUUCAUCAGUCUCGUAGUCUUGUAGAAAUAGAUGUUGAGAGAAAACUAUGUCGCAUAUAUAGCCUCGCUGAGGCGAGGAGAGAGAUGCGCCACCGGUUACAUGGGCAAGGCUCAGAGAUUGAAAUGCGAGUUUGCGGUCGACGGAGGAGGGAGCGCAGGUAUCAAACGACUGGUCGAAUAGGCUAUUGAGGAAGAGGGUGGUGUGCGGCGACUUGGAGGAUGGCGCCGAUCUGGUUCGUGAAAAUAGAAAUGGGCAAUUUGGGUUUCUGAGCACCUGUGCAAUAUGCCUGACAGCCAUGAAACCAGGAAAGGGCCAUGCAAUCUUCACUGCAGAAUGCUCACAUUCUUUCCACUUCCAUUGUAUUACCUCCAAUGUAAAACAUGGGAACCAGAUUUGCCCAGUUUGCCGAGCAAAGUGGAAAGAAAUCCCCUUACAAAACCCAGCUUCUGAUAGUUCACAUGGAAGGAAAAAAAUCAAUGCGGUAGGUUGGCCCCGGGAUGAUGCCUGGAUGACUGUUCUAAGACGGCUACCUUCUGAUCGGCCUGAAGCAAACCGGAAUGUCUCAUCACUUCAUCAUGCCCAAGAACCACCUAUAUUUGCUGAUGAUGAAACCUUAGACCAGCAACAUGAGAUUGCUGAGGGAAAAGUGUGUAUUAUAGAUGGUGUUGGUGAUACCAAUUUUAUGGGAACAAUAGAGGUCAAAACAUAUCCAGAAGUUUCAGCUGUUUCAAGAUCAGCCUCUCAUGAUAAUUUCAAUAUACUCAUACAUCUCAAGGCUCCUGUUACAAGUGGAAGGCAUAAUGGCAAGAAUAAUCAUGCUGAACUUCCACAAAUGAAUCAGAAUUCUCGUGCUCCAGUUGAUCUUGUGACAGUGCUUGAUGUUAGUGGUAGCAUGGCAGGAACAAAGCUUGCUUUGCUAAAACGAGCUAUGGGAUUUGUGAUUCAGAAUCUUGGCCCCUCUGACCGACUUUCUGCCAUUGCCUUCUCAUUCACAGCCCGCCGCCUUUUUCCUCUUCGACUCAUGACUGAUGCUGGAAGGCAGGAAGCAUUGCAGGCUGUUAAUUCUUUGAUCUCUAAUGGUGGGACAAACAUUGCAGAAGGUCUAAGGAAAGGUGUCAAGGUGAUAGUGGAUCGAAAAUGGAAGAAUUCAGUUGCCAAUAUCAUUCUAUUAUCUGAUGGACAGGAUACAUAUACUGUCAACAGUCCUAGUGGAACGCAUUCUAGAACAGAUUACAAGUCACUUCUCCCAAUAUCAAUUCGUCAGAAUGGUGGCACAGGCUUCAAGAUUCCUGUACAUUCAUUUGGGUUUGGCACAGACCAUGAUGCCACUUCAAUGCAUUCAAUUUCUGAGAUUUCUGGGGGCACAUUUUCUUUCAUAGAAGCUGAGGAUGUUAUUCAGGAUGCAUUUGCACAGUGCAUUGGAGGGCUCCUGAGUGUGGUAGUGCAGGACCUAAAUGUCAAAGUUGACUGUGUUGACCAGAAUUUGCAUAUUGGUUCUAUAAAGGCAGGUAGUUAUCGAACCAGUAUCAUGGGCAAUGCAAGAAUGGGUACUAUUGAUGUUGGAGACCUGUAUGCGGAAGAAGAAAGGGACAUUCUAGUGACAAUUAAUAUUCCAGUUGAUAGGUCCAUUGGUCAGAUGUCAUUGCUGAAGGUUGGAUGUGUAUACAAAGAUCCAAUUGCCAAACAUGCAGUGACUUUGGAGGGAGCUAGUGAAGUCAGGAUACAGAGGCCUGAAAUAAUCGGAGCACAAAUAAUGUCGAUAGAAGUGGAUAGGCAGCGAAAUAGGCUUCAUGCAGCAGAGGCAAUGGCUGAGGCUAGAGUUGCUGCUGAAAAUGGUGAUCUAAUUCGUGCAGUCUCCAUCUUGGAGAGCUGCUAUAAGUCAUUGUCAGAAAGUGCAUCUGCACAGGCUGGUGACAGAUUGUGUGUUGCAUUGUGUGCUGAAUUGAAGGAAAUGCAAGAAAGGAUGGCAAACCGUCAAGCAUACGAGACAUCUGGAAGGGCGUAUGUCCUAUCAGGUUUGAGCUCACACUCAUGGCAGAGAGCAACUGCACGAGGUGAUUCUACUGAUAGUGCAAGUCUCGUGCAAGCUUACCAAACCCCAUCCAUGGUCGAUAUGGUAACCAGGUCUCACACUAUGUUGUUAGGCAAGCCAUCAUCUCAUCCAAAGCUCCGACAAGCUCUGUCAUUCCCAGCUGCUAGACUGCAACCCAGGUAACUGGCUGCAGGAUCUCUGAAAGUCCUCCUCACUCUACAUUCAUCUAUUCUAUAUCCAAGUACCUUUUUGUCUACUUACUUUUUGCUUUUUCAUUUUUGUUUCUCUUCUGUUGUAUGGGAAUUGGGCUAGACCAGAAAGAGAGGGAGUUUAUAUUCAAAAUUGUGGUUUUGCUAAUGUAAAUGAAUAAAAAACUGGAGGGGGAAUAGCUGAGAUGCUUUUAAAAGAAAAUGGUAAAAGGAAAAAGGAAAAGUUUGGGGUUAGGGUUUUAGAUAUUCCCAUUAAGGGUUGAUGUACAUAAGGAGAAUUGGUGUUUUUUAAUUUCCUAAGAGGAAGUGGGGGUAUUGACAUGCAACUGUGGGGAUAGUUGAGGUGAAUUCUUCUCUUCAAUAUAUGAUAUGAAAUAUCUGGUCUUGAUUCUUUUCAA